AUGCUUGCCCCCGUAUUUCGUCGCGCCCCUCAAUUCGCUUCCCACCGGUUGUUUCACACCUCGAGAAUCGCAAUGUCCACUACCCAAAUCAACAUCAUCAAGGAAGGUGACGGUAAGACCUUCCCCAAGCCCGGUGACACCGUCACCAUUCACUACACCGGUACCCUUGACAACGGCAAGAAGUUCGACUCGCUGAGAGACCGUGGCAAGCCCUUCCAAUGUGUCAUUGGUCAAGGCCAAGUCAUCCAAGGCUGGGACAAGGGUAUUCCCCAAUUGUCCAAGGGCACUCAAGCUCAAUUGACCAUCCCCGGCCACGAAGCUUACGGCGCCAGAGGCUUCCCCCCCAUCAUCCCUCCUAACGCCACCUUGAUCUUCGACGUCGAAUUGUUGGAUGUCAACUAA
Molecule: messenger RNA, 402 nt
Organism: Diutina rugosa
Lineage: Eukaryota; Fungi; Ascomycota; Pichiomycetes; Serinales; Debaryomycetaceae
Gene: RBP1
Product: peptidylprolyl isomerase
Exons: 1
Coding region: 1-402 (133 amino acids)
Molecular function (GO): peptidyl-prolyl cis-trans isomerase activity
Source: RefSeq, a predicted model, not a curated record